AUGGCUUUUAAUAACGUGAAAAUUCCUGAAGUUGAACUAAAUAAUGAAUCUUCACAAUUUAUCGGCUCACAAAUACAUAAUUAUGUUUUGAAGCUCCAUAAAAAACCAUGGAUCUCGUAUUCAAAGAAGAUUUCCAUACCGACAAAAAUUUUGCAAGUUAUAUAUAAGCUCCGAUUACAUGAGAUUAGUGACCCUGAACAUCGCACAAAAUUACUAGUAAGAGAGCUGUUAGAUCGUUCCUUACGUCGUUACACAAUAAUAAAAUAUUUAAAAAUUCUACAAAAUUAUUCAUUUCUGAGUAUAAAAUUAUUAAAUCUCGAAGAAUAUAUAAGUCCUCUUCAGCUCGGUUCACCAUCAUCUGUGCCUACAUAUUCCGAUAUUAUUAAUAUGCUUAAAUGGUGUAGUUCCAAUAAAAAUGAAAAUGAAAUAAUUUAUGGUAUAUUACUGGGCUACUAUUCUGGGUUGCAUGAACCAGAUAUAUGUGCGAUCACAAAUGAAAAUUUAGUUCAACUACACUCUCGAGAACCAUUGAUAUCUAUCGAAGGUAAAUACUCCAACGGAUGGCAAGUCGUUUACUUUGAUGAGCUGAUGGAAUUAAUAAAUGAACUUGUCGAAGUUUUCAAAAAUAAAAUUAAACUUUACAGCAUGGGUAUAAUAGAAAAACUUUUUGAUGUGCUACCACGAACAUUUUUGUUUCUUAUGAAUCAAUAUUACAUAAAAGCACUGGGUAAAACACCACCUAUUGGAUUUUGUAUACGUAUGAUGAGAUACAUUAUUAAUUGUUUAAUUACGAACCCAAAAAUCCAAAUCAAUGAUAUAAAUGCUUUGAGAUAUUUAACAAUUAAACCAAACCAACCGAUGCAAUCUGAUCCUCAGUUAUUCUGUCUUGACAAAGAUUUAGAAGAGCUGAAUCGAAAGUUAAAAAGAGUAUCUGAAAUGAACUUUUCAAUAAAUCAAUAUAACGAUGAAAACAAAAAUGAUUAA
Molecule: messenger RNA, 984 nt
Organism: Cotesia congregata
Lineage: Eukaryota; Metazoa; Arthropoda; Insecta; Hymenoptera; Braconidae
Source: the annotation of a GenBank genome assembly